AUCCACAUAACCUGCGGGAAAGAAGAAGAACCGUUUCCGGUGCGGCCCACGGUUUCGGCGGCAUUUUGAUAUUUUCUAAACUAAACAGUGAAUUUGUGUUACAUUGGUUUCUGGACUGGACACUAAAGACCCCCAGAGCCACCGGCGGAGCCGCUGUCAGGGGGAUUCUCAAGAUGUCGUGCGAACUCCCGCAGCCUCCCACAGGAACCGAGCAGCUUUGUGUUUUCCUGCUCGGAGCUGAAGGAGAGGAGCCGCCGAGGAAGAGGGAGGUGGGCUGCCAGUGGGAGAGCCCGGAGGAGGCAAGGAGGGAGGUGGGCUGUCAGAGCGAGGCGGCGGAGAGGAGAGACGCUGCCGUCCAGGUGGACUUCAGCUGGACACCCACAGGUUCAUCUCAGAUGCUGCUGCACUGUUUGUCUGUCAGACCAGACGAACAAAACGGGGGUGCCCUGCUGCAGCACUGCACUACCAAUCGGACCAGAACCAGAACCAUCAAACCUGCUAUUAGACUCUCCCCCAACCCCUCAGAGUCCAGGUCCAGGACACAAAGGAAAAUGCCUCGGAACACCACCAAACGCAAUCCACCGAAGCGUGGCCGGGGCCGCAGGGUCUUACCUGGUCCUGGUCGGCAGCAGCAGCAGCAGCAGCAGCAGCAGGAGGAGGAGCAGCAGCAGCAGCAGCAGCAGCAGCAGCAGCAGCAAGAGGAGGAGGAGGAGGAGGAGGAGGAGGAGGUGGAGCUGCGGCGGCAGGUGGAGGACACAGAUGACCCUGCCUGGACUCCACCUCGAAAAGAUGUCAAUUUUCCUUUGACUCUGGAGGAUGUACAGCAGCAGCCAGAGUCCCCGGAUGCACCUCUCAGUGUGGUGAAGUUGGAGCUCGACAGCACCGUGUGUGAUGUUUGUGGCAAAGUCAUGAAGAAUAAGUCGAGUCUGGCACGACACUCUUUCAUCCACACAGGGAAGAAGCCGUUCGCCUGCCACCUGUGUGACCUGCGCUUCAACCGUCGUGACAACCUGCAGCACCACCUUAACCGGCUGCACCCCAAUGGCGUCGCAAAGCUGGAGAAGCAGCGCGAGGUCCCAACCUGGUUGUGCGCAGUCUGUGGUAAAACCUUCAACUGCAGGUCCAGACUCAAGACACACGAGGUCAUUCACUCGGGCAUUAAACCGCACCGCUGCAACCUCUGUCCCAAAGCCUACAUGAGAACCAACGACCUGGAGCACCACAAGAAGAUUGCCCACGUGGCGGGCGCAGUGGAGCCUCAGCGGCCAAGUUCGCUCCUCUGCGACUUCUGUGGCAAAGAGUUUAAGUGCAAGUCGCAGCUCGCCAUCCACUACCAGACUCACACCGGCGAACGUCCGCACCUGUGCGAUAUCUGCGGACGCAAAUUCGGUCGACAGUACCAGCUCAAACGCCACAAGAUCCUGGUCCAUAUCAAUCGAGUGAAUGGUGAGAACCCGCCACUUGACGCACCCUUCACCUGCAACAUCUGUGGGAAGCGACUGAAGUCGGAGGCGCUGCUCUCUGCUCACUGCCGCAUCCACAGCGGUGACAAACCGCACCGCUGUGGCAUCUGUCUGCGUAGCUUCCAGCGAGCCACCUGCCUCAAGCAGCACCACGUCCGCGUUCACCUGAAGGUCAGAGUCAGCGAUGGCGUGCACGCAGCCGGACGCAGAAGGAGUACGACAGCGAGGGUGUUCCCAUGUUCCAUCUGCAGCAAAGUCUUUAAGUUUAAGUCUCUGCUGGCGAGCCACUCAAUGAUCCACAGUGAGAUCCGACCGUACGCUUGCGACUUCUGCACCCGCAGCUUCAGGCGCCUCAGUCACCUGAAGAGGCACCGUGAGGUUGUUCAUGCCAAUGGAGAGCGCCUGCCGCAGAGCUUUGUCUGCCACAUCUGUGGCAAAGACAAGAAGUGCCGCUCGCAGCUUGCAAGGCACGUCAUCAUCCACACCGGCGAGCGCCCGUACGCCUGUGACCUCUGCACCGCCCGCUUUAACCGCCACGGGAACCUGCAGCAGCACAAGAAGCGCAUGCAUGGAGUAGGAAGGACCCCGGCCCAGGAGCCCCCGCCCAUCCUGUUUGACGAUGACAUUACUCUGACGUACAAACAGGAAGCGACAGUGAUGGCUGUAGACGUUGCAGCAGAGCACUUUGAGACUGUGAUGAGCGAUGACACAGAUGCUCACCAGCAGCUUGACGUCACGUAACACAUCUGGACCGAGCGUGCUCACACCGUCCUGAAUCAAACUGGACACACAGAUGGGAACGUACGGACUGAAGACGUGACAUUAAAGCAGACACAAUCAUAAGAGACGCUUCGGUGAUCUGAAUUACACAUGUGCUUGAAUCAGUAAAAUAAACCAGGGUUACCUCUGCUGUUCAUGUCACAUGUUGGAAACAAAAGAAGGCAGCUAACAGACCAACUCUGUAGUGAAGGAAGUUUAUUCAUGACACGACGAAAGUGUGUGUGGAGGUUUGUCUGCUAGACAGAAACCAAGAACUACUUCACAAACUUUACCAUGAAACAGUUUUGAUGAGGAAACAUUAAUUGAUUGAGGGAUUUUACCAGUUGAAAAUGAAACUUUACACAUCAAAGAGCUUUAAUCUUCCUGCUCCAGUGAUCUGGGCUCAAGCUCAUGUUUCACAAAACUGGAGCUUUGAACUGGAAUCUCUUAAUGUCGCUACAUUUAUUAAACAAUUACACAACAAAA
Molecule: messenger RNA, 2708 nt
Organism: Betta splendens (Siamese fighting fish)
Lineage: Eukaryota; Metazoa; Chordata; Actinopteri; Anabantiformes; Osphronemidae
Product: endothelial zinc finger protein induced by tumor necrosis factor alpha-like
Exons: 4
Coding region: 174-2204 (676 amino acids)
Biological process (GO): regulation of DNA-templated transcription
Molecular function (GO): DNA-binding transcription factor activity, RNA polymerase II-specific; RNA polymerase II cis-regulatory region sequence-specific DNA binding
Source: RefSeq, a predicted model, not a curated record